This is a messenger RNA of Tuber aestivum (summer truffle), 286 nucleotides long. Lineage: Eukaryota; Fungi; Ascomycota; Pezizomycetes; Pezizales; Tuberaceae. The record is from the annotation of a GenBank genome assembly.
GUAAACCAGAGCGUUACCGUUCGUCUAAAGUGGGGACAGACUGAAUAUAGGGGAACGUUAGUUAGUGCUGAUUCAUAUAUGAAUAUCCAACUGUCCGGCACGGAAGAGUUUAUGGAUGGUAAGAGCACGGGUAGCUUGGGACAGGUUCUCAUUAGGUAUGCAUUUCCCAGGCCAAGUCUUUGUUAUUUCCUACACUAAUUCAUGAUGUCUCGUAUCAAGAUGCAACAACGUCCUGUGGAUAUCUGGUAGUGGAGGCUCCGGGAGUGCAGAUGUCAAAAUGGACGGC